GCUGUCUUUGUUCAGAUCGAAUAAUUCAAGAUUUAUAAAUAACACCAAAUAUUAUUUGAUAAUCGUGAAUGUCAUUCCUGCUAGCAAAAAAAGCCGUUUUUUUUAAAUGCAUUUUGUCAAGUCAUCAAUCAAUUCAGUAUAUCGCUAUCAUAGGACCUUUGUAUUGAAAUAAGGUCGGACUGGAAGUUGUGACGCAGACAUGGCAACCGCUCAAAAACAGUUGUGCUGUUUUAUCGUUGUUUGUUUUCUUAGAGAUACUAUUUCUUUAAAAAUCUUAAAUGUUUAUUAGGCUUGAACUAGUUUAUUAUUUUAAUGUGGUGGUUGUGUGGGCCUAUAAUAAUGGUGGAGUGAAUGAAAGGAUGAAAAUAAUGAAGUUUUGAGCGGCACAGCAGCGCGCGCUCGCGAGGUUUGGUAUCGGGUCGCGCGCGCGUCAGUGUGGACAUCAUCGGAAAGCAUUUCAGUUUUAAUAUAUAUGUUGUAUACGUGUAUUAUAUAUUAACCAAUUAAGCAAUGGUAACCACCUUUUGAAGCCUUAAAACGUUCAGUCAUCAGAAAUGGACAAAUACACAGCAUGUGUAUGGCCACGUCUGGAGCCCUUCCUGAUCGGGGUGCUUCCUGCCACACCCCCAAGCAAAUUCAGCAUGCAUUAUCUGCGCAAGAUGGCUUGUUACGUCCGGACCCGGGACGGCUGCUUCCCCAGGCUUGGCUGGCACAUGUGGCGACACAUCGCUUGUGGCAAACUGCAGCUGGCAGAGGAGCUUGCCUGGCUGUAUUUUGAAACUUUUGAUCUGUUGAUGCUUCGUUCUGCAGAGCAAAGAUUAGAGUGGGCAGAAGCUCUGUCGCAGUGCCACACUCCUAAGGAACUCGACAGGCAGCGUUGUAAGCUGUCAGUGGACACUCUGCAGUUUCUACUGUUCCUGUAUCUACAGCAACUGAACCGAAUCUCUCUCCGCACGUCACUGAUUGGGGAAGAGUGGCCAAGUCCCAGAUCACGAUCUCCCUCUUCCUGCUCUGAGAGAGACACCAAAAUAAGCUCCCAAAAUAAGAACUGGGACGACCAGGCUCAUCUUACUUUCAUCCAGACACACCUGUCUGAGCUUUUGGAGUUACUAGUGGAGCCAGGCCAACUGAGCAGUUCAGGACAGGUUCUGCGUGACAGCCAGCUCACUUCAGAGGCCCUGGAAAGCCUUAGUUUGUUGCUGGAAGGAACUGUGAGCCAUAGCCGUACCGUGCACCCAAUCCACAAGCUCCUCAGCCGCUCGCCACUGCAGUCCCAGGCAGGAUUCUCCAAACUCAGCCGCUCCUACUCUCUGCAGCAGUUCCAGGGGUUUCUGCAUCAGGCCCUUUGCCUCAAUCCCUUCGGCAUCUCCACCUGCUCAGAGUCGGGAAAGAGACUGGCAUGGGCACUGCAAGUAGAGGGUACCCUAAAGAAAGCCAAAAUAUUCAGAAAUACCCACAUGGCUCCUCUAGGAAGUCGACUGUUGCUCGUGUCGCAGGUCUGCAAACAGACGUUGGCCAAAGACUCUGAAAAGCUGAAUAAUGCUAACGUCAAACUCCACCGCUGCAGUGAGGCUUUCAUCUACCUUCUCUCUCCUCUGAGGUCCGUGACCUUGGAUAAGUGCAGGAACAGUACAGUGGUUCUCGGCCCGGUGGGGACCAGCGUCCACAUUCAGAGCUGUGAGAAUGUACGUGUGGUGUGUGUGGCCAGCCGUCUGACCGUAGGUGGCUCUUCUAAUUGCACAAUCCAUGCCCUCACCCCUACUCGACCCCUUCUCCUUCCUGGAAAUGUCUCUCUCACACUGGGCCCCUUCCACACACAUUAUCCCACUCUAGAGGACCACAUGGCUAGCGUGGGCCUAGCUGUGGUUCCCAACUUAUGGGACCAACCUCUGCUGUUUGGAGCCGAGGGUUCCUCUACAGACACUAGCUGCUACCGUAUCCAGCCCCCCUCUGAGUUUUACCCAUUGGUGAUACCCUUUCAAAUGGAGGGGGAUAACUGUGAGAUGCCUUGGGGCCUGCCGGCAGACUACCAGAAGGCCGUGGAGAGCCGAGAGAAGACGAUAGAGGAUUGGCAGAAGACUGUGAAGGAAGCACACCUACACAAGGUCCAGAGGCGGCAGUUUCAGGCCUUAGUGGAGCAAAAGUUUCAUGAGUGGUUGCUUAAGACGGGACAAAGACAAGAGCUUGACAGCCUCCUCCCUCCUGCCCUCACCCCCUCCACCUCUGUGGACCACUGGCCUUCCAGCCACACCACUAACUCUGGGCCGACAGUACUCAAAGAACAAACACCUGAACAAGCAAUGGGACGGGCGCCAACUGUUUGCUAAAAGAACAGCUAAACAACCAAAAGCUGUUUUUGCCGUCUCUUUUUUUUUUUUUUUUUCAAAAACUGAUCCUCAAACAUUCGCGUUUUUCUGGUACGAAGGCUGUCAACGCUGUAUCAGGUUUUGACAGGGACUUUGUGUCCUGUCACAUUAUUGAUAUCUAGAAAAAUCUAUGCUGGAUUAGUUUUUAGAGUUGCUGUGUUAUUGCUGCAGGUGUCUGAUAGUUUAAGCAUUGUUACUUUUUGUUAUGAGACACCAGCGAUUCCAGAGGUUGAUAUGCAAGAGAAUAUCAUCCUAAGAGAAUCAUUAUUUAAUUAAAACAGGAAAGGGACCAAUUGCUGCCUUCAUAUGAAUAUAGAGGGAACAGGGAUGAGAUAUGUACUGUAAUUAUUGACAAUAAUUAAUUAUAUGUCAAUCUCAAUUGGUACGUGGCAUAACACAUACACUCACUGAAGAGUUUGCAGUUAUUGCCUCCUGAAAUCUCAUUCCCAGUAUAAAUGUUAAAAUGUCUCCUUUGCUGUAUGUAUGUUCACAAUGCCUUGCACUGUAAUUGCACUAUUACUGUAUCUUCACAAUACAGAUUCCAACAAUGCUGUCACUUAAAAUGUCUCUUGAAUGUAUUCAUGUCUUAAGUGAACAUUUGAAAUAUGUUUGAAUCAGCAUUUUAUAGGUUAGUGUACUUAUUCUAUAGCUUUGUAACAUGAAUAUUGACUAGUAAUUUGGUUUCUUAAAGUUGAAAUGGUUUGGUUGUUUAAUAAACCAUAAUUUGAAGACAAUUUUAGCUAUUUGGACUUUAAACUCUGAAACUGAACACCCCGUAUAUUUCUUUUGAGAUUUAAUGGCCAUAUUGAAUCAAUAGCACUUAGCUUUAGCUUGCUGAAUGGAGUAUAUGUGUGUAAUGCCUCUUUAAUUCAGCGAGCGGCAAUUAUUUUUCAUCUUACCUCGAAUUCUGGUAGUACUUAAAUUGAAUGGAAUUUGUUUAUAGAACCUCAAUUACUGAUGAAGUACCUUUCUGCUGGUAUACAGCAGUGUUAUUUUAGUAUUAUACAGGGUUCCUACUGGGUUUGGAAAAGUAUGGAAAAAAACAAAGCAGAGUAUGGAAAAAUGUUUGUGUUUCCAGACUUUUGCCCCAUUUAGUUUUUUUAUAAUAGAAAAUUCAGAAUUUAAUGAAAAUAAAUUUAUCGUACAAGAAGUGAGGUUUCACGGCAGCUGUUGAGUGAUUCUUUAGUGAUCGCCAAACAUGACUGAAUGAAUUCAAGGUGCGCUUUUUCAUUAUGCAAAAUGCAGGUUAGAAGUAGGGCUGGGCGAUUUUACCGAUUUUAUCGAUUAAUACGAAUUUUGCCACGAUUUUAUUUUUUAGAAAUCGAGGAAUCG
Messenger RNA from Onychostoma macrolepis, 3698 nucleotides. It is a transcript of the gene tbccd1, whose product is annotated as TBCC domain containing 1. The coding region runs from base 555 to 2327 and encodes 590 amino acids. NCBI's taxonomy places the organism in Eukaryota, Metazoa, Chordata, Actinopteri, Cypriniformes, Cyprinidae. The record is from RefSeq and is a predicted model, not a curated record. Gene Ontology annotation, biological process: maintenance of Golgi location; maintenance of centrosome location. The transcript has 7 exons. Gene Ontology annotation, cellular component: spindle pole centrosome.